Molecule: messenger RNA, 3559 nt
Organism: Fomitiporia mediterranea MF3/22
Lineage: Eukaryota; Fungi; Basidiomycota; Agaricomycetes; Hymenochaetales; Hymenochaetaceae
Product: RNA-binding domain-containing protein
Exons: 5
Coding region: 399-3212 (937 amino acids)
Cellular component (GO): cytosol
Molecular function (GO): mRNA binding
Source: RefSeq, a predicted model, not a curated record
CUUUUCUUCUCUCCAUUUGCUGACGCUGCCAGACACCCAUACGCUAACUCAUUGCUUUCAUCUUGUUUCAUUUCCAUCUUCUCUCUGUGUCUCCAUUGUCUCGCUGUCGACCUUCACGUUAGCUCUGACUCGCCCUCUGUCCUCUGUUUUCGAUCCGUCCGCCCCUGUUAUUUUUCUUGCACCCGCUAUCGCCUGCUUCGUCUUUAACCCUACUAGCUCACCUAUUAUUUCGUUCAGCUUUCGAAGUCCCUUUGAUUGUCGUUAGUACUCUUCUUUGCAUCCCGAAUCGUCCGUAUCUGAACCCCCUUUCCCGAAACUCGUAAAACAUUACUUUCACCCACAUUCUAACUUCUCCGUACUCUAUACCUCACUAACAGCCACGUACGAACGUGUUUCAGAUGGAGAUGUCUCGUUACGAAUUCUCGGAACUCCCGAUGGCUGCGGUUGACUCACAGCGUGGUCGGGCGUAUGACCCACGUCAUUUUUCUCUCCCGCUCACUUCUGACAGUCGGUCUUCCUUCACCGCACUGUCGGGGAUCACGGACAGUCAGCGGGCGACUGGCAACUUCCAGCAGCCACCAAGCCAGAAUGAGGAGUUUGGUCCUGAGUCUGAUGUGUGGAUAUUCCCGCAGGUAGACCGGACGCUGCAGACGCAUGACCCGGACACAUUAUGGACUCGACCAGGGCAGCCACUUUCGUCGACGGAUCAUCAUCAUGUCACAAACAGACAUACACAAUCGCCGAGCAGCAACAAUGCUCGAGUGGCAGCUACGUCCAGUCCCAUCUCUUCCUUUAACCGCAAUCAUCGUGCGCCUUUCUCCGCCGCUGGUGGCUUCGCAAACGGUGGAAGCUCACUCUACUCCCUAUAUCCAAGCGAGUUCUCCCGCGACGCUUCUGAUCCACUCCUUCAGCCGCCGUCCACUGCGCCCAUACCUAUUUCUCCGCCCCCCAUUGCUUCGUUGCCACCCAGAAAUAUCGACACAAACUUCUCUAGCCUGCGAAGCCCAUUAAGCCCACCGCACGCUCACAAACAGUCUGUGUCUCAUUCGACUCUCUGGUGGGGCGAUCUCGAGCCGUGGAUGGAUGAAGAAUACGCUAAACAAGUCUGUGAUAUUAUGGGUUGGGACCAAGUGACUGUCAAGAUUCCCCAUGCGCCAUCGGAUUCAGUUACUGGCCAGCAGCCAAACAAUCCUGGAUAUUGCUUCCUCACGUUCCCUUCUCCGCAACAUGCAGCGACUGUCCUUUCUCAGAUCAACAAUGCGUCGUCGGGUGGCACACAAGCCAUACUACCUAACUCUACAAAACCAUUCGCUCUUAAUUGGGCAUCAUCGCCCUCACCAAGCCCUGUUACGCAGACAUUCCCGAUUAAUACCACUGUCGAUAGGCCGCCGUCCACAGGCACUCUGAAUAAUCAAGGUCAGCAAAAGGAGUAUAGUAUUUUCGUAGGUGACCUAGCGCCGGAGACUUCCAAUUCCGAUUUGGUAGCAGUCUUUCGCAACCCAGUGCUUGGGCUGAGGAACGAUAGGGCGCCGAAGUUUAUUCGUCCUUUCCAUAGCUGCAAGAGCGCAAAGAUCAUGCUUGACCCAGUCACUGGAGUCUCUCGAGGUUAUGGCUUCGUUAGGUUCACGGAAGAAGCGGACCAACAGCGAGCACUUAUUGAAAUGCACGGAUUGUACUGUCUCUCACGUCCCAUGCGCAUUUCACCGGCAACUGCCAAGUUCAAGGGUCCUGGGGGAACUGAUGGGCAGACGGGCGUAACAACACCUGCGGACCAAGCAGGCCAGCAAGGAACAAAUGAACUCGCAUCUGUUGCUACUUCUCGCUCUGGCUCGUCACUUGGAAGUUCCGGUUCAAUUCCGUCCAUGUCGGCUUCGACCACCGCCAGUUCUAUGAGUGCUCCAAAUGGUGGAGCACCAACUAUAACUCUAGAAGCACUUGCACAGCUCAUUGCAAGAGCGAAUCUAGGUGACCCGAAGCAGAGCUCGAAGAUCUUGCCUUCUAUUACCGCACCACUAGUCAUGGAUCAGCAGAAGCUUGACGAGUCCUGGAAGCAUCAGGAACAGGCCCGAGCGAUCCUCGGCAACCUAAUUGGUCCGAACGGAGAGCAGCUUACCUCCACAGAUCCUUACAAUACGACUGUUUUCGUUGGUGGUCUGUCACCGCUCAUCUCGGAGGAUACUCUGCGAACAUUUUUCGCACCUUUCGGCGAUAUCCAUUAUGUGAAAGUCCCAGCAGGCAAGCACUGCGGGUUCGUACAGUUCGUUAGGAAGGCGGAUGCAGAAAGAGCAAUUGAGCGGAUGCAAGGUUUUCCUAUUGGUGGAAGCCGCAUUCGUCUGAGCUGGGGUAGGAGUCAAUACAAAGCCGCUCAAGCCGCCGCACAGGCAGCUGCUCAAGCGCAAGCACAGGCGACCCAUCCAGGGCUUACGCGCUCCGCUGAUGGUUCCAUUCAGUUGACUCAAGACCAGGCUAUUGAGAUUUUGCAGAAAUUCGGAUUCGGAGGCUUUUCCGGUGCAAAUGGAGAAUCAAAUGCUGUGCUCGAGCCUCCACAGAACCAGUCCCAGUUACCGAUUUUCACUGGCAUAGCUAGCAACGUCGGGUUCGAAAAUGGUUUCUACAAUUCAUUUCCCGCUCAGCCUCAAGACGGACGCUCUGGUGGAAUGAUUGAAGGACAGGUUCCUAGUCAUUUCUCAGGGUUCUCGCCCUUCUCUCCAGACCCGAACUAUCUUGCCAACCUUGCGGCGGAUCGCAAACCCAAUAUUGCAAAGGAUAACAUUCUAGGCGUUGCAUCCAAUUAUCCUCAGCGCUUCGGCGGCAACGCUAAGCCUUCACCAGACAAUGCACCUGCUGUGAAUGAUUCUUUGUCCACCGCGCAACUGGGUCCAGGAGGUGCUAAUCGAAGCAAUACUCCGUCUCGUCCUGAAACGUUUGGACUCAGUCCGAACAGCUCAGCUGCUUCAUUCUCGAUGAGUCGUACUCCAGGACGAUCCGGUACCGACAGUUCGCCUUCACGCCCAUUAUCUACCCAGGUCGUGACAGCACAAAAGUCGAAGGAGCAAGAAACACUCCACGAUCUAAAUGGUACUCUGGCCUCCCUUCACCUUGACGAAAACGCUACUGCGGAAGCGACACGCUCUCCGGGAGAGCUAACCGAUAGUAGCGGUUCCGUGCACUUCAAGUUGUCCAUGAACAGCCCCGCAUCUCCAGCGGCGUAAAGCGUAUCGAGGCUGCUGGUCCCCUAUGAACGCUGAACAGGGUCGUUCUUCUUUCUUACCUUUAGGAUACGGACGAAUUAUGGUUCUUGUCACCCUUCCUUUCCAUUAGUUGUCUAUUAGUUUCGCCAACUUUGUGUUUGCUUUGAGCUCUGGUUUUGUCUCUUACUUUACCCGCGAUCGUUGUUGCACCUUUUGCAAAUUUGCAUGUUCCCAACUCUUUGAAGCCAAUGUCUCUCUUCGGUGCCGUUCAAGUUGAUUACUCCGUGUUACGCGUUCGUCAAUUUUCGUUUCCUGUCUUUGUAGCCUUGUCAGCGUGAUGAACAGUUCAGAUAAUGAAAUUUGUGUAU